Arabidopsis lyrata subsp. lyrata is the source of this 1297-nucleotide messenger RNA. RefSeq names its product protein CHAPERONE-LIKE PROTEIN OF POR1, chloroplastic. NCBI's taxonomy places the organism in Eukaryota, Viridiplantae, Streptophyta, Magnoliopsida, Brassicales, Brassicaceae. The transcript has 6 exons. Gene Ontology annotation, cellular component: chloroplast membrane. The record is from RefSeq and is a predicted model, not a curated record. The coding region runs from base 255 to 1097 and encodes 280 amino acids.
ACUUCUAUCCGUUGCGUAGCAAGGUUUUGUCUUUCGUGUAUGGUUCCGGGAAGGAAAAGGGAAGUGGUGUUGUGGAUUGUUUUCAUCGGCGAUAAGUCUCUUCUCCUCUGAAUUCGCUUUUCGUUCAAUCCAUGGGGAUGCGAGAACUCUGAAAUAGCUCCGAUUUCUCUUAGCUUCGCUUUUUUUGCGGCGUUAAUUGGGUUUAGAAUGCGGAUUGAGGUUGGUGUUGUGAGGGAAAGCUUCGGUAGUUAGAGAUGAAUGCGUCCGGGUUAACUGUUACUCCGCCCAGAUUUCACUUCCGUUGGCGUUCAGAUCGUUUCCGUACAUCCCAGAGAAGCUCUCAAGCUUUUACUGUUCUUAGCAAACUGAAUAAUCGAAAUUCUGCUUGGCCUGUUUUUAAAAGUUCUUGUUUGGCGCUUCCUACACAAAGAAGCAAUGCUAUGAUCACUCGUGCCAUGGGUGCUUCCUUUGGUGAUAUGGCAGACGAUUCAGCUGGUUCAGCUGUCUUUCCUCGGAUCAAUGUCAAAGACCCAUAUAAACGGCUUGGGAUAAGCAGGAUGGCCUCAGAGGACGAGAUUCAAGGAGCGAGGAACUUUCUCAUUCAGCAAUACGCAGGGCACAAACCCAGUGUUGAUGCAAUCGAAUCAGCUCAUGACAAGAUUAUCAUGCAGAAGUUUCAUGAGCGGAAAAACCCAAAGAUUGACAUAUCGAAAAAGGUCCGCCAAGUGAGGCAGUCCAAAGUUGUCAACUUUGUUUUCGAGAGAUUCCAAACUCCUCCCACUGCAGUCCUUGUCAAAACAGCAGCCACGUUUGCAGUUCUUGGCGUUCUAACCGUUCUGUUCCCGACAGAAGAAGGACCAACCUUGCAGGUUGCGUUAUCACUAAUAGCUACCUUUUACUUCAUCCACCAAAGGCUGAAGAAGAAGCUCUGGACUUUCCUUUACGGGACCGGAGCUUUCAUCUUCUCGUGGCUGGUUGGGACUUUCUUGAUGGUAUCUGUGAUCCCACCGUUCAUCAAAGGACCAAGAGGUUUCGAAGUCAUGUCUUCGCUCCUAAGCUACGUUUUGCUUUGGGUGGCUUCGAGCUACCUCCGGUAGCGUUCUAGCUAUUUUCUUUUCCCCUUCUUUUGGGUCACAAAUUCUAGUGUUAUCUCGGAUAUAUGAAAAACACAAAAAGAGAAAAAUGCAUCAUCAUUUCAUGUGACAUAGAGAGAGAGAGAGAGAGAUAUGAUUUUUGGUCUUGGAGUUGCUUUUUCACGAAGACCUACCUAACUUUCAAAGCUCAGUUUCCAAGUUGA